GCGAGAGGUGAGUGGUAUAGAAUGUUACUUUUUUGUUUUGUGUUGACAUUUAAAUGGCCUCUGUUAUUGCGUUCAUGCGACUUAUGUAUGUAAUGCUGGUUGAGUUGAGCAUUUCAAGUGGAGGUAGUCGAAGCUAGUUUUUCGUUCCCAAGGAAACCGUCUAACAACUUGAUCACCUUCAUUUGGAACACCACCUGUAUUAUUAUUUUCUCACCUGAAAUAGCAGGUAGCCUAAAUUUAUCAGUAAUGCAUUAGUCAAAUUCUGUAUUUCGCUCGAAAAUUAUUAAUUUGUACAAAAUUCAGCUUUUAUAUUUGAUAUCCAUCUGUUACAUGUAGAUCGUUACUAUUUUAUGCAAAUUAUACAAGUGCGUUCUCCCGCUGUUUUCAGCUGCGCUGGUCAACCGUGGGGUGCCGGCGGCCGAUGCAUGUGCAUUGUGCAUCCCUAACACCUGAACUCGACGCGCCUCGGACGGCGGCCUCUGUCUCUGACCGGCGAGUCAAACGGGACGCCGUGGCUAGCGGCAGCCACUGUGACCACCAAGUACCAACAAUGGAGUCGGCGCCCAACAUUGAGACGGCGCCGACGACCGGCGAGCGUCAGCGCUGGACUACCGAGAGCGCCUCUGAGCUGGACACGGCGGCUCGGCGGCGCAGUCACCGGCGGCUGGCGCUGCCGCACUGGCUGCUGGCCGUCACUGACGACAAGUGGUCAGUCCAGCCGACCGUGCGCCUCCUGAGCGACACAGAAGUGGAGCCCAUGCGCCGGGAGCCCUACAUCACGGGCGGCUACCUGCCGUCCGGUUCGUUCGCGCUCUGCCUGCGCGCGCUGCUCCUACCCACCAACGAGCUGUUCAACUCGUGGUCGGCUCUGCUGCCGGCGCUGGGGUACCUGUGGCAGCUACUGCGCUCGACACCCCCUCAGAACGGCGCCGACCCGCGGCCCUACCACCUGCUGCUCCUCUCCAUCGCUCUGUCAUCGCUGGCGUCGUUCCUGGCGCACGGCUUUUCGGCCGUCUCGCCGGCGGUGGCGCAACUGUUCUACGGUCUGGACUACGCGGGGAUCACCCUCCUCGGACUGGCCAUGACGAUGGCGGAGCACGCCUACGGCAGCGGGGGAGGCGAGGAGCGCUGGCUGGAUGGCGUGCUGCUGCCCACGGCCGCGGUGCUGGCGCUGCUGGGCUGCGCGGCCGCCUGCUGGUCGCGGCUGAGCCGGUGCCAGCACCGCGGCCAGCGGCUGCGGCUGCGCGGCCAGGCGGUGCUGUUCCUGUGGUCGGCCGCGGCCGGCAGCUGGUCACCGCUGCGCGCGGCCGCCGCCCUCUGCGCCGCCUCUGCCGUCUGCGUGUACGCCUCGCGCUGGCCGGAGCGCCGCUGGCCCGGCCGCUGGGACGUACUGGGUCACUCGCACGGCACGUUCCACGUGCUGACGCAGCUGGCGGCCGGCUGCUGUGUGGCGGCGGUGCGCGCCCAGCUGGAGGCGGCGCCGGCCGGCCAGCAGCCCGUCGAGCUGCGCUGGUGGGUCGAGGUCGGCUACGGCGCCGUGGCGUCAGCACUGGUGGCCACAGCUAUCGGCUUCACAGGCCUGUACGCGGCCGCUGAGCGGCACACCAAGCGACCAGGGACGGAUCCGCGGCCGGCCACAGCCUCCGGGCCCCAGGGCGGCGACCCAGAGGUCAGACCGCCCACCUCCGAUAUAUCGGCCGCACAAACCUGAUGGGAGCUCACCGGCGGGAUAGGUAAAGUGCACCAUUGUGCGUGUUUUUUGAUAAUUUUAUCAGGCCACCACACCGCUGAAUGGAUCGCGAAUCGCGGUCAUUGCGUUCAGCCUUGCUGUCAGCAUCUUUAAAGAUGUCAACGAGU
Amphibalanus amphitrite is the source of this 1857-nucleotide messenger RNA. Its product is annotated as membrane progestin receptor delta-like. NCBI's taxonomy places the organism in Eukaryota, Metazoa, Arthropoda, Thecostraca, Balanomorpha, Balanidae. The transcript has 2 exons. Bases 422 to 1711 code for a protein of 429 amino acids. The record is from RefSeq and is a predicted model, not a curated record. Gene Ontology annotation, molecular function: signaling receptor activity. Gene Ontology annotation, cellular component: membrane.